AAGUAAAUAAGCUAGCUGCAUAUCUAGCAAGAUACCAUUCAAAAACACAUCUUACCAAGGUUUUGAAAAUUUUCAGCCUAUACCCAUAUGUUAUUGAAUCAUAUGGCAACGAUUCUUGAAGAUAUCCACCAAGAUAUCAUUCAAAAACACAUCUUACCACGUCUCGAUGGUCCAUCCCUUUGGACCAUCGCGACAGCCACCGCAUCAUCAACCCAUCUACGAUCCCUUUGUAUAGAUCACAAGCUUUGGGCCGAUGUCUCCAUGUCCACUUGGCCUUCUAUAACCCACCCUCAUGUUCAUCAAAUCAUUUCCACCUUUCCUAAAUGUUACUACUCUUUCUUUCGAGACUCUUUUCCUUCUUUAGUCACAUAUCCUCCCUCUAAAUAUUUGUCAAAUUCUCAUCAUGAAAAAGACCAUUCUUUGCCAUCUGAACUCAUCUCACUUGUCGAUAUACGCUACAAAGGCAACAUUAUUUACUCCACAGCCCACUUUACUAACACCACAAGUGAUCAUUUCUUGUCAUCACCAUUUCAGAUUGUAUUAAACGAAUCAACACACGUACCCGAGAAGUUCAAUGAUCUAGAAAUCUCAAACAAUGAAGCUUCAUUAUCUCUUUUGAAAGAAUCCGUGACACUAAACUGGAUUAUAAUAAAUCCUUCCUUGAAACGGGCAGGCAACCUAUCGAUUAUCAAACCGGUAAUUGUUUGAAUGGUAAGGAUUUUUUGGUAAUUACACAAAGAGCAAUUUUGGAGGAAAAUAAUGUCAAGAGGAGUGUGAUUGAUAAUGAGAGAAGACUGAGGAGU
Messenger RNA from Erigeron canadensis, 803 nucleotides. Its product is annotated as F-box protein At2g27310-like. The transcript has 2 exons. The record is from RefSeq and is a predicted model, not a curated record. Bases 88 to 708 code for a protein of 206 amino acids. Lineage: Eukaryota; Viridiplantae; Streptophyta; Magnoliopsida; Asterales; Asteraceae.